This is a messenger RNA of Marchantia polymorpha subsp. ruderalis, 1045 nucleotides long. The record is from the annotation of a GenBank genome assembly. Lineage: Eukaryota; Viridiplantae; Streptophyta; Marchantiopsida; Marchantiales; Marchantiaceae.
GCUUCUGAGUCCACUGGUCACAGUAUUACAGCAUGCCUCUCGAACGAGCUGUAGCAGCCCAACACUUGUCGAUCAGCAGUCGGAUGAAACUUGCUGCUCUGCUUCCCCGAAUGACUCCCCUGACUCUUUGGAGCCAACAUUGUGAGAAAAAAACUCCCUUCCCUUCGCUUCCUUCAGCAUUUGACCCCUUUCUGCUGGAGCUGCAGCUGCAGCUGGAGAGGAGAUAUUUUAAGCCAAGGCAGUUUGUAAUUCUACUGAAUCUGAUGGAUUCCUGUCGGCGUUCUUCGAGUUCGAAAUAUUCAGAGUUUCAUCGAUAAGACAGACGAGGGCUAGGAAAAGAAGGCCAGCGAGCUUAAAUCAUCUCUUCGGUUGCUAGCAGGAGCAAGGAGUCGCCAUUCCAGAUCUUUAUUUCUCUUUAUUUCUCUGAUUCUCAUGGCUUCUGAGGGUGGUGGCAAAGCAUCCAAGUGAGAACAGCAUGUAACGUGGGGAGAGAGAGAAAGAGCCUGACUAGCUCUAGGCUGGAGAAAGGGACGGUUGGUGGUUCAGACGCGUGGUUUCGUUUCAUAAGUCGGGCGUUGCAGGAUUCACGAGUGGCUUCGAUUAUUGGAGUGGAGCUGGUGGGACGACCGUCCUCCCGAGCGCACACUGGCUGCGCCUUCCGUUCGCUAGUGACUCGUUGUCUUCUCCCAUGUUUCCUUGUCUGGCGCCGAGUUCGUUCAGCUGUUGUCGAUGAAACAUUUGGACACUUCUGGACAGAAUCUGGGCAUGGCCUCCGACGAAAUUGCUGGCUCUCUGCCAACAGUUUUAUCAGAAUGAGGUCCCCUUUUAUGUGCUUUGCUUCAGGACUUCACCUCACACACAACAUUAACGGGCACUUCGUGUUCAGAUUCCUUACAAAUGUCCUCUUGUGAAUUAAUGUUCCCAGAAGACAGUAGUUAAUGUUGACAGUAUCCAUCAUGAACUAUCGGUGUAUCACGAAAGAGAAUUCUUAUUCAGAAACAUCAUGAAAGUGUUCAAUCCAGAUUUUCUUAACAGAAUAGUUCUC